Aureobasidium subglaciale EXF-2481 is the source of this 1993-nucleotide messenger RNA. RefSeq lists its product as uncharacterized. NCBI's taxonomy places the organism in Eukaryota, Fungi, Ascomycota, Dothideomycetes, Dothideales, Saccotheciaceae. The record is from RefSeq and is a predicted model, not a curated record. The coding region runs from base 362 to 1993 and encodes 543 amino acids. The transcript has 3 exons.
AGCGACCCUGCCACAAUCUCCUCCGGUGCCAGCGAAGCGACCUGCAUGAAGAGCUCCUGAUGGCCCGGUCCGAUCUUGACGGGCAUAACUCUCUGGCCUGUCGGCGUGUUGGUGGCGUCCCCUCGCUCGAGUAUCCAGAUGCCAACAGAGAUCCACGACAACGCACCCACCUGACCACACGAAAGCUCUCUGCGGUGCCGACCGCAGUCGUCAUGUGCUGCAUCUUGCCUAAGAAGUCCUUGUCUGUCGUGUGCUUACUCUAAUUUCGACUCCAUCUCAUCCCUCACCGUGCCAGACACUCCGAUAUAAUGCUCUACGGGGCAAACUGAAAGUCUGCCUAAUCAACACUACAUCAGCACUGAUGACGCCGAGCUGCGCGACAGCUGGUUAUCGAGGGGCGCUUGACCUUUCCAACGAGCUGCUCCACGAUAUUUUCGAUCUCAUAGCCGCCGACCCCGAGAGGCUUGUGAGUGUGGACAAGCGGGCAUAUCUCUCUCAGGAGAGCUUCAGACCAGAACCUCUACCUUCUCAAGACCAAGUCGUGAACAUUGGCAAAUUUAGAUUGCUCUGUCGAAGAUUCGCUGCUCUGGGAGCCUCUCAUCAAUACGCACGUGUCACGACGAGAUUCUCAUCCAAGGGGCUUGCAAGGUUAGAGGCCAUUGCAGACCAGCCACACCUAGCAAAACACGUCAAGAAGUUCAGCUACAAGGUGCCAUACUUUUGCACUCAAGGACGAGAAAGUAUACUAUCGCUAGACCCUCAAGUACAACAGACUAUCGGCAAAAGCAAUAUCGAAAGGUUUCGCUCCAAGAUCUAUGAGCAGCAAAAAAUUGUCAAGAGCAAGAGAGAUGUCGAAGUGUUAAAAAAGGCAAUGAAGGCAUUUGUCGCUCUGCAGCAUGUCCAGAUCCUACGAGUGCAAGACCAAGAAGACGAAAACCUGCUAACGUUCAUUCGCUAUCACCAAAACAUCCCUCACUUCGUCGAGCUCAAAUGGGCACCAGCUUGUGCACAUAGUGCGAGAACUAUCGGGAAUGCACUUCUGGAUGCCCAAUCAUCGUGUUCUCGAUUCUCCUCACCAAUGCUAAGUCCACAGAGCGCUCUGGUUCUGGCAGAGAAUCCUACAGGAUCCUUCUCCACGCUAGCAGAAAGGCUGACUUGUCUGGAACUGCACUUUGAUGAUGGCUACUUUGACGACGGCACAGAUCUCGAAGUACGCAUGUACCAACUGUCACCUCUCUUCCAAACAGUCUUUACAGCAGCGGUAAAUAUGGAAGCCAUCCACGUCGGCUUUCCUUCUCAUCGCCCCAUUGGUCUCCCUCUGGAGACAAUUUUCCAUAAUGUGCGUUGGACUAAAUUGAUAGCCUUUGGCAUCCAAGGCUGGCGGCUCCACGAAGAGGAAAUCAUCCAAUUCGCCCAACGACACAAAGAUAGACUGCGCGGUCUCAGAUUGCGCGAUGUUAUGCUCAGAGAAGGCAGUAUGUGGAAAAACAUACUCUCCUUCUUGCACACUGAAAUGCGAAGACUGGAUUGGGUCAGUCUGCGUCGUAUAGACUAUACAUCUCAUUUCGACGAACUCUGGCAAAACGCAGGCAUAGAGCUUCCCGACGACCCGCCCGGCGGCCUCAGCUCCAGCGACUCUGACUCCGAUUCCGACAACAACACAGAAGACCUCUACUGGUCCGACACCUCCCCCCACCUCCAACCCACAGAAUCCCCCGACUGGGACAGCGUCUCCCACCUAUCAAACAUCUCCGACUCCGACCAUGCAGACUCAGACGACGAAGACCGCGGCAGAGCCGCCCAUGAAAUGGAUUUCCCAACCCUAAAUUCCUCGCCGGAUACACCAAAUUCAGCGACUUGGUGUAAUUGCAACGGAAGAAGUUUUCCAGUGGGCGUGGAGGAAUUGGGUGAUGAUGGUGUUUCUGUGGAUCAUGACAAGUGGAAAAUGUGGGAGAAGUGGGUGUUGGGCAGGUGUCCGGAACAUGGUUGUUAA